AUGCCGUCUCGCCCACCGACAUCAUCUGAGGUCGGAGAGAUUUCUCUUGCGCGGAAUACAUAUUUCAGGACCACCACCGAUGCAUCGCAGAAGCUGAUUUACUAUUAUGAGCGGAAAUUAGACCGCGUCUUCGUCCACGCCCUCAACACAGUCAAACGGAUUCCGCGGACGGGGACGGCGCGUCCGCCCGCCUCGGAGCGCUUGAAGUUGUAUGGCUUGUAUAAGCAGAGUAUGGAAGGUGACGUCGAAGGUGUCAUGGAUCGACCGGUGGGGAAUACCCCGGAUGUUUUUAUGGAGUGUGAGAAGUGGGAUACGUGGUACGCCCAGCGCGGUCUCUCCCGCACCGAAGCCAAACGCCGGUACAUCUCCACGCUGAUCGAGACGAUGCAUCAGUAUGCGUCGCAGACGGCCGAGGCCCGCGAGCUGGUCGCCGAGUUGGAGUUUGUCUGGGAUCAGAUUAAGUCGAAUACCGCUUCGUUGGAGUCGUCGGAUGGUGGUGGUGCUUCGGCGUCGGGGCGACGCUUGUCGCGCGAGGAGUAUGCGCGGUGGCUUCUUGCUACGUCGAUGGGGGAGGGCGAAACGGCGGCGGCGGCCUCGUCUCGACAUGGUGGGCGCGGACGUAUUCGCGAGGAGGGCUCGGGGCUGAGGGUGAUGAGUCCCGUGAGUCAGCCGAGUCAGCCGGGGGCGUAUGCUCGGUCGCGUUCCAAGGGAUAUGGCGAUGAUGAGGUAGAUCAUCAUGAUCAUGAUGCGGAUGAGGAGGAGGAGGAUGAGGAAGAGGUGUACGCGGAGGCUCAGGAUAAUCUCUAUGAAGAAGACGAUGAUGACGACGACGACGCGGAGGCGAACGACUACCGACCACAACCCCAUCCUCACGAAGCAGUAGAACCCCCCGAUCCCCCGUCCAGAGGGAGGCCACGCCGGCCGCCGCCCCCUCCCACACCGGCAUCCUGGCGUCGCCGCGUCGAGCAGGCCUUGACGACGAUGACGGCCGAGAUCGCCGCCGUGCGCGAGCAGAUGGAGGCGCGCGCGCGGGCCCAGCGCCGCCGCUCGGGCGUCUGGGCCUGGGUCCGCUGGUUCCUGUGGGUGUGUUUCCGGCAGGCGAUGGUGGAUCUGGCCAUCCUGGGGGUCCUGUGGGUGUGGAUGCGCCUCCGCGGGGACCGGCGGCUGGAAGUCGUACUCAAGGUCGGGUGGGCGGAGGUGAAGAGUCGAUUGGCGAGGACGAGGCUCUGGCGGAGGAAGAGGAUCCCUCGAGGCGAUUCUUGA
Molecule: messenger RNA, 1263 nt
Organism: Aspergillus fijiensis CBS 313.89
Lineage: Eukaryota; Fungi; Ascomycota; Eurotiomycetes; Eurotiales; Aspergillaceae
Product: acyl-CoA-binding domain-containing protein
Exons: 4
Coding region: 1-1263 (420 amino acids)
Biological process (GO): fatty acid metabolic process
Molecular function (GO): fatty-acyl-CoA binding
Source: RefSeq, a predicted model, not a curated record